UGUAAAACCCUCCAUUUGAAAUCUCCACGCUACGACACACUGAGGCUCUCUGUAAAACCAGAGGCUCUCUCUCUCUAGGGUUCUCCAUAAACCCUAGAUUUGCUGACAAAAUCUGACGCCAACAAUGGCCGGAUUCGUUCCUCCGCCACCACCUCCGGCUCCUCCUGCCCCACCUAAGCCCGAUGAGAAAGUCGACUACCUCGAUCUUCCUUGCCCCAUCCCCUACGAAGAAAUCCACCGCGAAGCUCUCAUGUCUUUAAAGCCAGAGCUUUUUGAGGGGAUGCGGUUUGACUUUACCAAGGGGCUCAAUCAGAAAUUCUCACUCAGUCACAGCGUGUUCAUGGGGCCCACUGAAAUUCCUUCUCAAUCCUCUGAAACUAUUAAAAUCCCAACUGCUCAUUAUGAGUUUGGUGCUAACUUUAUAGACCCAAAGUUGAUGCUUUUUGGGAGAAUAUUGACCGACGGGAGGCUGAAUGCAAGAGUGAAGUGUGAUUUGACUGAAAAUCUCACUCUGAAGGCUAAUGCUCAGCUUACAAGUGAGCCACAUAUGUCACAUGGCAUGGUUAAUUUUGAUUACAAGGGUGGUGAUUACAGGACUCAACUUCAACUUGGAAAUGGUGCUUUAUUUGGAGCUAGUUACAUCCAGAGUGUGACCCCUUAUUUGUCUUUGGGUGGUGAAGUUUUUUGGGCUGGUCAGCAUAGAAAGUCAGGAAUUGGUUAUGCUGCUCGUUACAAUACCGAUAAGAUGGUUGCAACAGGACAAGUUGCUAGCACUGGCAUGGUUGCUCUGAGCUAUGUUCAGAAAGUAUCAGAGAAGGUUUCUUUAGCAUCAGAUUUCAUGUACAAUUAUAUGUCAAGAGAUGUCACUGCAAGUUUUGGUUAUGAUUACAUCCUUCGACAGUGCCGUCUUAGGGGAAAGAUCGACUCCAAUGGGUGCACAGCUGCUUUUCUUGAAGAGCGAUUGAAUAUGGGUCUUAAUUUCAUUCUUUCUGCAGAGAUAGAUCACCGGAAGAAAGACUACAAAUUUGGGUUUGGGCUGACAGUAGGAGAAUAGAAUAAGAUUAGAAGGCAAUUUGUGCUGUUUUUUUCUCAGUUUUAUCACACAUUGUUGCCAGCAACUCAGCAAGUUAUUCUGGGUUGGUUUUUCCUUGGUUGGAAGGUUCACAGAUCGGUUUUGUGCUUCUCUCUCGGCAAACAUUAUUUGUGGGGCAGCGUCAGCUGCUUCAACAGUUUUAGCAAUCGUAAUUUUUGGCAUUUCAGAGAUGUAGGAAUCAUAAUUUAUCAAAAUUGAGAUAUGAUUUUAAUGGUGUGUUUGCAUGAUGAAAUAAACAUGCAGCUAAAUGUUGGACAUUGAUGAUAUGUAUGAUAAAGCCAAAAGUACAGUGAUUGCUAUUAUGGGAGGGACAGUCGAUUCAUCUGCCUAUUCCAACUUUCAACUAUAAUAGAAAAUUCAUCAAUGA
Molecule: messenger RNA, 1460 nt
Organism: Vitis riparia (riverbank grape)
Lineage: Eukaryota; Viridiplantae; Streptophyta; Magnoliopsida; Vitales; Vitaceae
Product: mitochondrial import receptor subunit TOM40-1-like
Exons: 11
Coding region: 125-1054 (309 amino acids)
Biological process (GO): protein import into mitochondrial matrix
Cellular component (GO): mitochondrial outer membrane translocase complex; mitochondrial outer membrane
Molecular function (GO): transmembrane protein transporter activity
Source: RefSeq, a predicted model, not a curated record